AUGUUAUGGAUUUUAGCAUUAAUGCAGAGUAUUUAUGGAAUACCAUGCGGAUACACAUUAGAUUAAAAUAACUAACCCAUAGAAACAGAUAAGGAACCCUGGAUUAAUGAAAAAUUGAGUGCUUGUAAAUUCUAUGAGAAAUCUCCUGUAUGUUGCACUCAAUCAUAAGAUGAAGGAAUUGGAAAUGAUUUUGUCUCAUUAGAUGCAACCUUUGGAAGUGAUGGUGAUGGAUGUGAUAUGUAUACAUAAAAAAUAUAUAUAAUAUAGUUGUGCUGCUAAUAUGAAAAGAUUUUGGUGUGCUUAUUCAUGUGAUCCAAGAUAAGGAGAAUUUCUUAAAAUUACUGGCAGAGCAAAUGUCACUGAUCCAAGGAAUCCCAAUAGAACCAUUGAUGUAUAGACUGUAACUUUACGUAUACAUCCUUAAGUAGCAUGUGUAAAAUAUAUAUUAUUUAUAUUAGGAUGUAUUUUCUUCUUGUAAAAGAACAAAUUUUGCUUCUCAAGUCAGUGCAAUGUAGACUCCUGGUGGAUUCUUUACCUUUUAGGCUGAAUAAGGAGUGUAUGAUAUGAUGUAAUUAUUUAGAUCUUCAUCUCUAUAAUUAAUUGCUAUUGAGUUUUCAGAAUAAAAUUCUUUAUUAAUGCCUAACACUGAUAAUUGUAAUCAAACAUUUGAAAAGGCUGCCGAUGGUAAAUUUUAUGAUCCAUAUCAAUUUGAAAUCAAAAAGCCUUGUGGUUGUAAUACUUGUGAAGAUUCUUGUGAUUCCUAAAAAGUCUUAUAUUAAGAACCAGGUUCUAUUUAAAUAUUUAUGAGUAGGAGUCUUUUAUGGAUUUGAUUGGCAAUAUGUAUUGUUUGCAUGGGGUUGGGCAAUUUUAUUUGCAAUUGGUUUCACUCUUUAUAGAUAAUGCAAGAGAAAGAAUGCCAUCUUAUAAGAAGAAGGAGACUCUAUUUAUAAUUGA
This is a messenger RNA of Paramecium pentaurelia, 954 nucleotides long. The record is from the annotation of a GenBank genome assembly. NCBI's taxonomy places the organism in Eukaryota, Ciliophora, Oligohymenophorea, Peniculida, Parameciidae.